CAUGGCGCGCCUUGAAUUAUUUGCCUUCUAUUUCGAGCACGCGCUGAGUAAGGAGAACCUCGCUCCGCUCGCCAUGCUCCAAACACGAAGCUGCGCUCCUUCAAUUUAAACAUCAAAUAAGUUGGAUUUAUUUUGGACGUAAUGGAGCCUCGCACAGAACACGAGCGCCGCCGGACUGAGGCGGAGAUUGAGCGUUUAGAGGGAGACGGAACGGAGGCGGCCAGUAUUGACGAGGAAGAGCUUGAGGAGCUGCACAACAGUUUAAAGGAAGUUGUCCAAGACCCCUCCAUAAAGCCCAGACUCCAGUGCCUGAUGGUGGACCCAUCUUUUUCCAUGGUGACAGUACAAAGUGAGGACAGUGGAAUUGUAUGGGAAACUGCAUCGAGCAGGUGCUCGACCCCGUGGGCCUCAGAGGCCAGUUCACCAUCAGAUGCAUACAGCAUGGAAGGUUCUGGGACGCAGGGAAAUAUUGUUAUCAUUAUGGAUGAAGACAAGAUCAAGAGGAGGAAAAGAACAAGCAGCAGAGGGAAGCUGGGUGACAGGUUUCAGAGACGAUUAUCAGGUGCAGCAAUAGGAGAGGAGAGACCUGCAAUGAUUGAGGUAUCUGUGCCAAAUAUAAGAUCUGGACAUUCAGAAGAUGGUCAGACAGCAGAGACCAAACCAGACAAGGAUCAAGAACUUUUUAACUUGAUUUCUGAAGGUUUUGAGAUUCUCAACAUUGUUGUACCAUCAAAACUUCCUACUGUGGAUGAGGAGGACAUGACUGAAAUGGCAGACAAUUUGUCUUACUUGGACGCCACGCCAAAGAUCAAAUCAAAAAGCAAGCAUGAAAACACAGCUGCUGUCACCAGCCCUGAGGAUGUAGUCAUAGACAGUCAGGAAGCUAAAGAUGAGGAUCAAAAGGACUUGUCUCAGGCCUCUACUGAUGAACGACCCAAGAAAGAUGAAACUGAUUUGGACUAUUUAGAGAAGUUUACACUGUUAGAUGAAAAUGCACCAUCUGAUGUGUCUGGAAAACUUGAGCCUGUAGAAGUUGUCCAACCAGAGGAACCACAGGUACCCCAACAAAAGGAGAAAGUGGAGGACAAACCCGAAGAAGACUCUUUUGUCAUUAUCAGUGAUGUUGAUAUUGCUGGUGAACAUCUUGAUGAAGUGUUUUAUGGAGCAAGUUGUAAUGAAGAUCCUAAAUUUCCAUCUCACCCCAAAGUGGAUGAGGAACGUAUAGAAAAAGAAAGCUCUAAAACACUUAAAGAGUGCGGUUCAACUUUGUUUGGCAGUCAGGAAUGUAUACUUACUCCUAUUUAUCUCCCUUUGGGGCCACCCAAGAUCAUAGAUCAGGAUCUCCUCGAUGAGCCAAGAGCAAUGUCUUUCCACUACUCAGACCUUUAUGAAGAUGCUAUUGGAGACAGGAAGAAGGAUGAUGACUUUUCGGAUGUAGAAAGCGUAAUUUCGGAAAAAUCAUUCAAGCGACGUUAUUCAGACUCUGAUGAUGCAGAUGGCUAUCUGGAGAAGUUCACUUUGAAAGAUGAAACUCCAGUAGUUAAUGAUGAACUCGAAGUAGAUACUGCAGAGAGUGACCGAAUGAUUUGGCCACAAAGUAAAUUUGAAAUGACUGGAUGUUUAAUUCGUGUGAAGGAAGAAGAAGAUGAGCCCAAAGAAGAGGAUGUUAGUGUCAGCCAAUCAAAGUUAGAGGACAAACAAGAUUCCACUGACAGACAAAUUCAACCUCAGAUUCCUUCAGAAGUCUGUGAAGAUAGUAAUGAAGUGAAAACUGGUUGUGUAACUGUACAGAGUGUUUCAGAGGCUUUAGAAGACAGUGAAGAUUGUGGCACUAAAACUGGCUGUGCAAUAGCAAAAGUCAUCUCCCAUGAUCAGCAUGAUCAGGUACUAGAAACAGUAAAUCAGAAAAAAGAAAUACCUCCUUUGCUAAAACAUGGAAAACAAAGUGAAGUGGAAUUAAAACACAAGGGCACUCACAUUCAUGGUGGUGUAGUGCAAGACAAAACGGUUAAAAUAAAGGAUGAACCACAGAAACAUGAAAUGACAAGCAGUGUAACCAAUAAACCUGGCUUAGAGGAUAUGACUGAUAGUACAGUUGAAAUAAUAGAAACCGUUAUUGUUACCAAGGAAAAAGUGUCAUCCAAAAGUAAGACACCAGAAAAAGCUGAACCUCAUCAUGUGGUGAAGGCAGGUGUAAUAGACACAUCUAUGUCAGCAACUCCAUCUGAAAAAAAUUUACCUCAGGAAAUUAAUCCAGAAGAGCUGAAAAAGAAGGGAGAAAAAGAAUUAACAAGUGUAACACUUGAAAGAAGUGAGGAACAAACCAAGCCUUAUGUUGGGAAAGCAGUAAGUCCUGAAGCUAAAGUGGAAGUAAAGUCUAUAGUUCUUGAGAAUAGGCAAGUACCUGCUUUUGUAGAGGAAGAAGUGAGAGCUGAAAGUGAGAUGCAGGAACAGGUCACAGACACUGUGGUCGCUGAGGUGGAUAGCCACCUUGUUCUGACAAAAAUUGAGGAGAAAGACAGUGACGUCAAAAGUGAGACUGAAUCUAUAAAUGAACAGAAAGCUAUGGAGGGAUUACUGACACACGAAACAGACACAGCUGAAAAGAAAAUGAAAGAAAUCAAGGUGAAGGUCACAGAAAAGAAAAAACAAGAACAUGAAUGUAUGGAAGAUACAGUGCCAACCAUGGAAAGCAAACUACCUGCUGAGGACCUGCUCAUGACAGUAAAGAAAAUAGAAGUACAAGAUUCAACAUCAGCUGUAGAAAGUCUGAAUGAUGUCACCCAAUAUGUUCUUCCAACUGAGGAGCAUGUUUUAGUGGAGGAGCCUAAGAAAAUAGAGAAAGACAUUGGGCUGAAACAUGAGCUGCCAUUUGAUGAUAAAAUACUGGAGAACCGUGUAAGAAGAGAUGUUGAAGGAGAGAUAAUUGACAAACUUCCACAGGACAUUCCUGUGGCACUUCCUACUGUUUCAGAAGUUCCAGGUGAAGAUCUGUUACCAGCAGUGGUAUUACCCCCAGGUCUUGCUGAGGAGGUAAGUAGGAAAGAGAACCAUGAGAUGGCAGAUGUACUUUUAAAAGACACAUGUCUUCAGAGCAAGAGCGAACACGCUGAAGCCAUUUCACCUGCCACUGCUGCCAAAAUAGAAGAUUCAUCCAAAGUUACUGUGUUGCCACCAGUACUAAUUGAGGUUGUGGACAAAGAGAUACGGGAUGUAGCAGUGGGCACAACUCUCAAAGAAUUCACUAGCCAGGUUCCUGAGCCAGUAUACCCUGCAGCUGCAGUCAAAAAAGAUGCAGCACAAGAGGUGGAAGAUAAGACUGAGACAAAAUCUAGAAAAGUACUUUUAAAGGAUAUGCAUAAAGAAAAUAUAUGGAAAACUCUGGAGCCCACAGCUCCUUCCCCUCCAGAGGAGAAGCAGGACUUGUCAACAAUGAGGGUUUCACCCUUGGAGCAACCAGAAUACAUUAGAGAUGAUGAUGAGGACUUUGUUGUAGAUAGAAAACUGAAAAGGGAUACAGGCCUUUUCUCAACCCUGCGAAGCUUCAGCCCACAUGAAGACCUUUCAGGGUUUGGCCGCGACACGGCCGAGCUUGAUUUGAGCAAGGAAGCCAUGGAGGAGCUGGACUAUGAGAUGAUAACUAAGCAAGAUGAAAGAGAAUCAGAAUCAGAAGUAAUUCUAGGGAAAGAGGAACUUGGUUUUGUCCAAGACAAGUCAACAGAGCAGACAAUUGAGGAAAGCUAUGAGUUUAUCGAGUACUUGGAUGGUGCCCAAACAUCAGAGCUUGGACGUUUGAUUGAGGAGGGAGAAAUUCAACCAAUGGAUGCAUUCUGCCUUGUCUGCCAUUGCCCAGUAUUGAUAAGUGAUGGUGGCCACCAAAACCAUGAAGUGUCGACUUUGGAUAAGGCAUUUGAUGAUAUCAGGAAUCAGCUGAGUAACUGGAUAUCAGUGCUACAAGAAAGAUCAGAAAAUAUUGAAGACGUGGUAUCUGAACUUGAGCUGGCUUACAAUUCAGUGGAGGAGCUCUGCAAGGACAGCGAGAAGGCCAUGGACGAGCACAACGAGGAGGCGUUGAAGCUCGUGCUGGAUCAGUAUAAUGAGAUGUCUCAGACUAUGGAGGAUGAAAAGAAGGUCAAACUUGAGCAGCUGUAUGACCAAAUAGUCUCUUUCCAAGCGAACAUUGACUCGGCCAAAGAGACCAUGGAGAAGACAACGAAAGAUCUGGAGGAGACAGAUGAGCUAGCAUUUGUGUCUUCAUUCAAAGACAUUAAUACAAGGCUAAAAACAGCUUUAGAAUCCACCAUGUCGCUAGAGCUUGGCCCACGAGGUCUGCUUGUGUUUGAAGAUUAUGCCAAAGGCACCACAGGAAAUGAGAAGAAAAACCGUCAAGUUAUUCCAGUGCCUCAGAAACCUCAUCUUCAACCUCAGGAGGCCAAUUCUGCCACAAGCACCUCUGUCACUGUGUACUGGACAAUCAACCAGGAAGACAUCAUCGACUGCUUCCAGGUCUAUUGCAUGGAAGAACCACAAGGAGCCAUCUCAGAGGAGUACAGAGUGACUGUGAAGGAGAGUUACUGUAACCUGGAGGAACUGGAGCCAGAUAAGUGCUAUAAGGUUUGGGUGAUGGCAGUGAACUACACUGGUUGCAGCCUGCCCAGCGAGAGACUGCCUUUCAAAACAGCCCCCUCAAUUCCAGUGAUCAACCCCGAGGCCUGCACAGUGCUGUGGGACUCCGCCACCCUCCGCUGGAGUUCAGCUCAGCCCAGUGCUGUGGAUAGCUUCACUCUGGAGUACUGCCGCCAGUAUGCUAUGGAAGGAGAGGGCCUCAGGUCCGUGACUGGCAUUAAAGGCUAUGAGCACAAGGUUCUCCUCCAGCCCAACGAGAACUUCCUGUUCUAUAUCAAAUCAGUGAACGCUGCAGGAGCCAGCGAACAGAGUGAAGCGGCCCUCAUCUCCACGAGAGGUACCAGGUUCCUCUUACUGAGCGAAACGGCGAAUCCGGUGCUUAAGGUUUCUGAGAACAGGACGUCAGUGGAGUAUCCUCUAGAAACCUAUAAUGAGAUGUUCUCACUUAUUGAAUGUCCAGCAGUGAUGGGAGAGAUUUUGCCCUCUGUUGGGUAUCACUACUGGGAAACAGUGGUGGCAGACUGUAAAGCCUACCGCAUUGGUGUAGCCUAUAAGACAGCUCCAAAAGACAGUGCAGUGGGGGACAACUGCACCUCCUGGUGUCUACACUGUGUACCAACAUCCAUCAGCUGUAGGUUUGAGCUGCUCCAUGACAAUGUAGAGUCAGACAUCUUCGUGAUGGAUGUUCCUGUUCGCAUCGGCACUCUGCUGGACUUCACCUUUGGCCGGCUGGUUUUCUUCAACGCUCAGAAUGGCCAGUGCCUGGGCUCCUUCCAGCAGUCCUUCACCCAGCCCUGCCAUCCUGUCUUUGUACUGGAGAGUUCUGGCAGUCUGGAGCUGAAGAUGACCACAGAGGUGCCAGAGUUUGCCAAGCACUGGUAGCUCAUGGAGAAUGAAGGUUCUAGCUUUAUGUUCUUGGCUCUGUGGUCAGUCAUCUGUUAGAUAAUGGCGUGUCUGUGUGUGACUAUUCUCAAAGCAACUUUGAUUCUUGCAAGAACUGUGAACAUUUGUGCUUAGAAGACAUGUAAAGCACUUCACUUUGUGCAUAAACAACUUUAAUGAUGUCAUUAACAGUAUUUUUUAAAGGGAAUAGUCAAAAAGGUUGUCUAGUCUUUGGGUUUGAUCAUGUGGUUAAUGGAAUUGCUGUUUUUGUAAAUAAGGAAAUGGUGAAUACAUUCUGUUCAUUAGGAGCAGUUAAUACGUCACAUAUAAUGUAUAGUGGUAUAAAGCACAGUACAAAAGUCAGAGACUGUGCUUUAUUUAUAUAGUUUUCAGUCGUAAUAGCCAUAAAGCACUACUUAUUCAAUUUUCAGCAUCAUAAUUACACAGAAGCCUCAACAACUAAAUAUUAUAACCAUUCUUUCAGUAUUUAGUGUGUGUGUUUAUUACAGAUGUCGUUCCUUUCAGGAGACUUGCUUUGAUUUUCUCAAAGAAAUCUGCAGUAAUAUUUUUGCACACCUCCAAAGUUCAGUCUUGGAAGUUGGCUGCACUUUCUGAUUCUUACACUUCAACUAAUCACAAAUACAUUCAGUGUUGAGGUCUGGACUCUGGGGUGGUCAGUCCACUGUUAUGAAAACACCAGCAGCUUCUUUGUUUGAUUUUCUUUUUUUUCUUAUUCCCAGUAACAGCUUGUCAGCUACACACCCUUUCAGACUCAUAGUGUUGAGUUGUCUUCUCACAGUGGAAGUAUGGACAGAAACAGAUUUUUUCAGAUGUGAAGCAGCUUGAU
Molecule: messenger RNA, 6355 nt
Organism: Pygocentrus nattereri (red-bellied piranha)
Lineage: Eukaryota; Metazoa; Chordata; Actinopteri; Characiformes; Serrasalmidae
Gene: cmya5
Product: cardiomyopathy associated 5
Exons: 13
Coding region: 142-5508 (1788 amino acids)
Molecular function (GO): protein binding
Source: RefSeq, a predicted model, not a curated record